CCCACACCACACUCCAUCACUGAGAACACAACCAUUCAUUCUUCAAAAUCAAUGGCUACUCAAAACCCUAACCGUCGAAAUUCCCUCUACCCCGAAGUAAUCGAUUCCAACCCAGAAGCUCCACAUCACUUCCAUCAAGCAAACCACUCAUCAUCUUCUCAAUCCUCCAACCUCUACCCUUCAAUCGACUUCAACGACCUCGUUCAGAAUCUCUUCCCGGACGACAUCACCACCGCCACCGAGGAGAUCCUCCUCAAGAUCCCGGGUGCUAUCCUCAACCUUAUAGACAAAGACUACAGCGUCGAGCUCGCUUCCGGUGACCUCACCGUCACGCGUCUCCGCCAGGGCGACAACACCAUCGCAGUCUACGCCCGUGUCGCUGACGAGAUCCAAUGGCCGCUCGCCAAGGACGAGACCGCUGUCAAACUCGACGACUCUCACUACUUCUUCUCCUUCACCGCCCCCAAGGGUUCCGAUUCCGACGAGGAAGAGGAAGCGGGAAAGGGAAAGGGUUACAGCUCCGAUUUGUUGAGCUACGGUUUGACGGUCGCGUCGAAGGGGCAGGAGCGUUUGCUGAAGGAGCUCGAUGCGGUGCUGGAGAGCUGCAGUAGCUUCUCUGUGCAGAAGGUUUCUGAGAAGGUGAAGAGGAAAGGGGAGGCGCUAGAUGGGUCGGUGGCGAGGGAGGUUUCGCCGAAGGAUUUGGAGUCGUCGGCGACGAAGAAGGAGAUGAUGGAGGAGCGGAGUGCUGCGUAUUGGACUACGCUGGCUCCGAAUGUGGAGGAUUAUAGUAGUACUACUGCGAGGAUGAUUGCUGCAGGGUCUGGUCAUGUGGUUAAGGGGAUUUUGUGGUGUGGAGAUGUGACGGUGGAUAGGUUGAACUGGGGGAACAAGGUUAUGAAGAAGAGGUUGUCUUCUGGUUCGCGUUCGGAGAUUAGUCCUCAAACCUUGAAGCGGAUUAGAAGGGUUAAGAGAGUGACAAGAAUGACGGAGAAAGUGGCAAAUGGGUUGCUCUCUGGGGUCGUGAAAGUGUCUGGAUUCUUUACCAGUUCACUGGUAAAUUCCAAAGUCGGAAAGAAAUUUUUCAGCCUUCUACCAGGGGAAGUUGUGCUUGCAUCAUUGGAUGGAUUCAGUAAAGUGUGUGAUGCUGUUGAAGUAGCUGGAAAAAAUGUCAUGUCAACGUCAUCCACUGUGACAACUGAGCUUGUCGACCACAGAUAUGGGGAGCAAGCUGCUGAAGCAACAAGUGAAGGGCUUAAUGCUGCUGGUCAUGCUCUGGGUACUGCAUGGGCUGCGUUUAAGAUCAGGAAGGCUAUUAACCCUAAGAGUGUUUUUAAACCCACCACACUGGCCAAGUCUGGUGCUAAAGCUGCAGCUAAAGCUGCAGCUUCUGAUUUGAAGUCUAAAAAGUCCAAGUGAUUUGUGGCAGUAGUUCUUCAAUUUAGGUUUGGUCAUCCUGCUAUCAUAAGCUGCUGCAUUUGGCUUUACAUGACCCCCUUUUUCCUCCGGGAAAGGCGGGUGAACAUCGCAUGAUUUAUUGUUAAUAUUAUUUUGUAAGUUUUUUUUUUCCUUCACAUGUAUAAGAUUUCCUUAGAAUUGGGUUAGGCCUAACUGUACCCCAAAACCUAGCUUAGAAGUGAGGGUUAUUCUACCCUUUAUAAGGACUAUCUUGGUCAUAUCUCUAAUUAAUGUGAGACUUCUAACAGAUUUCAAUUUAAGACUUUAAGUAAACCAUCACUUUGGUCA
Lotus japonicus is the source of this 1743-nucleotide messenger RNA. RefSeq names its product protein EARLY-RESPONSIVE TO DEHYDRATION 7, chloroplastic-like. Bases 52 to 1416 code for a protein of 454 amino acids. The transcript is spliced from 4 exons. Gene Ontology annotation, cellular component: plasma membrane. The record is from RefSeq and is a predicted model, not a curated record. Lineage: Eukaryota; Viridiplantae; Streptophyta; Magnoliopsida; Fabales; Fabaceae.